Molecule: messenger RNA, 3337 nt
Organism: Salmo salar (Atlantic salmon)
Lineage: Eukaryota; Metazoa; Chordata; Actinopteri; Salmoniformes; Salmonidae
Product: choline-phosphate cytidylyltransferase B
Biological process (GO): CDP-choline pathway
Molecular function (GO): phosphatidylcholine binding; choline-phosphate cytidylyltransferase activity
Source: RefSeq, a predicted model, not a curated record
GAGGAGAGAGGGAGGGAAGAGGUAGAGUAUAGGGAGGGAGAGAGGAGAGAGAGUAGGGCAGAGUGGGCGGGGAUACAGGGGGAAGUGAAGAGAUGGGAAAGAGGCUGAAAGAGGAAGAGAGCGGGGGAGGUAGAGCGAAAUAGAGAGAGGGGGAGGUAGAGCGAAAUAGAGAGAGAGGGAGGUAGAGAGAAAUAGAGAGAGAGGUAGAGAGAAAUAGAGAGAGAGGGAGGUAGAGAGAAAUAGAGAGAGAGAGGUAGAGAGAAAUAGAGAGAGAGGGAGGUAGAGAGAAAUAGAGAGAGAGACGAAGAGAGAGAGAGAGACAUCAUCUCACUGAUGCUGAGUCACAGACGGGGUGCGGCCGCUGUAUCCCAUGAGCCUUUAGGGGAAACAUGGAGGAGCUCGAGCACACCUGCCCCCAGCUGGUCACGGUGCUGACAGAGCCUGCUAUCUUUGCCAAGGACACCAGCUGUGAGUGCCGCGCCCCUCAUGAGAAACUCUCCAUCGCUCAGGCCCGCAGAGGCACCCCAAUGGACCGUCCAGUGCGUGUAUAUGCAGAUGGAAUAUUUGAUCUCUUCCACUCCGGCCAUGCCAGAGCCCUGAUGCAGGCCAAGAACCUCUUCCCCAAUGCAUACCUCAUAGUGGGAGUGUGCAGUGAUGAGCUGACCCACAAGUACAAGGGUUUCACGGUGAUGACGGAGGAUGAGAGGUACGAGGCACUGAGACACUGUCGCUAUGUCGACGAGGUGGUCCGUGACGCACCAUGGACGCUCACACAGGACUUCCUGGAGAAACACCAGAUCGAUUUUGUGGCUCAUGACGAUAUCCCAUACUCCUCAGCAGGAACUGAGGAUGUCUACAAACACAUCAAGGAGGCAGGCAUGUUCGUGCCGACCCAGCGGACAGAGGGUAUCUCGACCUCUGACCUGAUCACUCGUAUCGUACGAGACUACGACCUCUACGCUAGACGCAACCUACAGCGAGGCUACACCGCUAAAGAGCUCAACGUCAGCUUCAUCAACGAGAAGAAGUACCGCCUUCAGAACCAGGUGGACCGUAUGAAGGAGAAAGUGAAGACGGUGGAGGAAAAGAGUAAACACUUUGUCUACCGCGUGGAGGAGAAGAGCCAUGACCUCAUACAGAAGUGGGAAGAGAAAUCACGGGAGUUCAUUGGGAACUUCCUGGAACUGUUCGGCCCAGAUGGAACAUGGAAACAGGUGUUUAGUGAGCGUAGUGGUCGGAUGAUCUCCUACGCCAUGUCACCACGCGGGUCACCUAGCAACAGUCCACCCAGGCAACUGUCUCCAUCCCGUUCCCUAUCUCCUCCCUCUCGCUGGUCUCAGCCCAGGCCAGCCUCCCCCUCCUCACCCAAAGAGGCCUCAGCCUCCUUCAGUAGCAUGAGUGAAGAAGAUGAGAACGAGAAGUAGUGCCCCGGACUGUGGAACACAUGCCAUGUUCAAAAUAACUGGGAAGUCAGAAAUCUUUGACUUCCAACUUUAGUCAAUUCAAGACAAUUUAGAACGUGGGGAAAAAACCAGCUCCAACUGGUAAAAUCCUUUUGAACAGUCAACUAACUCGGAAUUCCAAAUCGGAAACUCUGACAUCUUUCUAGAACUCCAACCUGUAGAUCACUGAUGUCAUGAUUUGACCCCCCCCCACACACACACACACACACACACACACACACACACACACUCUGUCAUCUUCUUCCACACACUGACAGCAAUGACGGGAUGCUGAAACUGUAUCUUCCAGGAAGUAGAUAUGCAAGACAGAGGUGGGUCAUGGGAAAUGUAGUCUAGUGCUAUAGCACAAAGAAGCCAUCACAGUCUCUGUUGCCUGGGCAAUGAAGCAGAUGGGAGUGUAGAGAAGAUGAUGCGACUGAUCUGUUUUCGAUUGCUCAGGUCUGACAGAGGCAGUAAAUAAAAUAGUGCCUGUUGAUCAUAUCACUCCAUCCUUUUAUGUCCUCCCUUUCUUUUCUCUAUCCUUUCUUUGUUUUCUCUCAUUGUGAGAACAACUAGGGUGAACAUGAUAGGAGAUAUUGUACAGUGCUCGACUGCAGUGUGACUUUUUGCAGUGUGAUAUCCAGUGAGCAGGCCUACACUGUUACAGAGCUCUCCAGAUAGAGACUGACUUCAUAGACAGACAGACACAGUUCUCUAUGCUUAUAGAAUAAGAUAAUAGACUGUGUCUGCCCUAUACAUUCUGUUUCUACCUGCAUCAUUCUGUAACAUGGUGCCUGCUGACUGACUGUGCCCUAGUGGAGACUUAACAGAGAGAAACACUGUCCACUAGAGGAGUUGUAGUGUAACUGCAUCCUUCCUGGGAGACGAGGAGAGAUGGCUACUUAAGACUAUUGAAAUGCACCCCACUGAAUCACAAAUUCUUCUGUACCAGAUUAUUUGCCAUAGGGACUGCAUAAAUGAUGGAGUUAAGAGUGUUGGGCCUGCAGUUAAGAGUGUUGGGCCUGUAACUGAAAUGUUGCUGGUUCGAAUCCUCGAGCUGACUAGGUGAAUACUCGAGCUGACUAGGUGAAUCCUCGAGCUGACUAGGUGAAUCCUCGAGCUGACGAGGUGAAUCCUCGAGCUGACUAGGUGAAUCCUCGAGCUGACGAGGUGAAUCCUCGAGCUGACUAGGUGAAUCCUCGAGCUGACGAGGUGAAUCCUCGAGCUGACUAGGUGAAUCCUCGAGCUGACUAGGUGAAUCCUCGAGCUGACUAGGUGAAUCCUCGAGCUGACUAGGUGAAUCCUCGAGCUGACUAGGUGAAUCCCCGAGCCAACGAGGUGAAAAAUCUGUAGACGUGCCCUUGAGCAAGGCACUUAAACCUAAUCGCUCUGCUACAGAAACUGAUCUAGCUAUUCAGCAGCAUUUAGAAUGUACCAUUGUGACUGAGCUUAUUCAGGGAACUUCCUUAGAUACCAGAGAACAAAGGUUAUAGUCCAGGGAUGGCCAGUGUUAUCCACAAAAGGCAGGCGUGGCCAUAGAAUCAGGUGGCUGGAACAAAAACUAGUAGCGGCCAUUUGUGGAUUGGCUUGUUCACCUCUGCUGUGGUCGAAUCAUCAUGGUCUCUGGCCUAGCUAGUCACAACACCACACAGAACUGUGAACUCUUCAACUCAAUGUCUCUCGCUAUGACACAACUGUUCCACAGCAGAAAGCCACAUGAGAACACAUGAAACCACUUGCUACCACAGAACUCCUGAUCCACCUUGGAGAUGUUCGUGUCCUGUAUGUAACGUAUGUAACCCUGCACUGUAUGUACAAACUUUGGAAUGUCUGUUUCUUUGUAUUGUCUUAUUUUCUAAUGGCUUCAGAUGUAAAUAAAUAGAAAAGAAAAAUCA